CAGGUUAGAAGGCCACUGAUUGGCUAAAAUGGUCAUAGCUAUGAGUCAAUUGGAUACUCUUUUUGGGCCAUAAUAACGUAACCGGUUGUCCGGUGUCCACUUGAUGAAAUCAGCAGAUCACAGAUAAUCAUGGCAGUGUCAGCAGAUCACAUCCGGGAGAAGCUUAUUAAGGAGCUCGAGGCAGUGCAUGUGGACGUAGAGGAUACCUCACCGGAAAGAUGUGCAGCCAGCUUCAAAGUCCUGGUGGUGUCGGCGCAGUUUGAGGGGAAAUCGUUGUUACAGAGACACAGGAUGGUGAACAUGUGUCUAGCAGAAGAGCUGAAGGCAAUCCAUGCGUUUGAACAGAAGACCCUCACACCAGAACACUGGGACAAGAUGAAGCAACAGGACAUUCACAUCUCAGAUAUGCAGCCAUAUUUUGUCUUCAGAAACCUGUAAAAAGCUUUUAUACCCAGUGAGUUGCAUGCUUAAAGGGUCAUAAAUAUUUAUGUCAAAUUACCCUGCAAUAUAAAUCACAUCUGUUUAUUCACUUGUAUGUAUGGGGGUAGAGAAAUAUUAUUAAGUGGAGGUAGAUGCUCUGCCUGUGGAAUAUGAACACCACAUUUUUUAAGCUAUUUCUAAAGUUUUGUUGUGUUUUCUUGCACAAUGACAAUAAAGGAAUUCUGAUUCUGAUUCUAAAUGCAGAGAAACUCCGGACCAAGACCUGAACCCAGACAGUAACUGACUCACCAUCCAACCCACGGCUCAUAUGUUAACAUAUGUUAUCUUACCAAGCAUCACUGGAGAGAUUCUGGAUGCAGACGUAUUUAUUCAUAAUACUAAAACAUACUUCCUGUUUGCUGUGAUACUGCCAGCAGACAAUAAAUUGUACUGGAAACAGUAAGUGCAGCUCUAUGGAUGAUUCACUGUCAGGAAGGCCGAGUGCUUAAAGCUCUUUAACAAAGUGCGACUUGUUCAACCCAUGUCCCAGCUGAUGGCAGAUCUUCCACUGUGAAUGUGAUGAACAUUAGUGAUCCCUGCCAGAAACUAAAUAACUACAUGAGGCGGACCCCCUGCUGAGACUCAGGGGGCUCAGAAAGCCAGUAGUCGCUCAGUGAGAUCAGUUGGUGGUAGCUGAGCUAAUGGAACCGAACUGAUUCAGUCAAUUCGCUGAUUUUCACUUCAGUGCUGAUGUGGCUGUUUGUGUUGGAUGAAUGCAACCAGCAGCUCCUCCAGAGAGCCCAAGCAGUUUCAUUUAAUAUCUGAGACAACGGCAGGGCUGCUUUAUUGAUUUAUUUCCCUCUAACACAGCAAGACAGAGCAGGAGUUCAUGUCUCUGCCUGUGGAUUUUGGUGCCUCAUUUUACUCUUGAUAAAAACAUCUUGAUAUUACCUGUGAUGUUGGACUAGAGUGGAGUAGAGUAGCCUGCAGAUAAACAUUUUACCAAUGUUGGAUAUAGUGCUUUUUUUUUCUUACAGUGCCACUCACAUCAGUUUGUUGCAUAGUUCCAACCAGAAAAGACGUCAGUUGGAGAUGCAGUUGUAGUUACAGGGUCAGAGUUAGUAAUCAUUAACUUUAACAGGUUCCAACUGCUGCGUCCAUCGUCCGACCCGAUUGGACCCCAAAACGAGUCUGGUUGUUUAGGGCCUUCCUCUGUCCCAGCUGUCUUGGACAGACUGAAACGGCCAGUGACUAUUUAAGCAACUAUAUUAGCUAUAAGCUGCUUAAUUAAACCUCUAGAGUCUUUCUGUUGUGUUUGCAGAGACAUUAUAUGUCUUCAUGGUUUUAGAUAACAUAGAUAUCAGACGUACAGCAUCUGUGAUCAUUACUGUCUUACCACAAUUUACAGGUUUAAUCUGGAUUCAGACUACAUUAUUUGAACACGUUAAUCUGCUUUGAUCUAAAACUGUUCCUGUAUGUUUGGGGUCGAAGGUGACCCUUCACCCCUCCCCUAAAAAUAUUUUCAUUCAUUCAAAGAUGUCAAAACAAUGUAAAAGAAACAACAGUUACAAAAAACUUAAUGCAACUAUUUUUGAUUACAUGCUAUUUAGUUAAAUUAAUUAAUACCUUUCUCAGUAAUCAAUAUAAAUGUCUGUUUGAAUGUUUCCACUUGUAUUUUGAUUAUUUACCUGGACUUAUGCUGAGGCUCGGAGGCAUCUUUACCUUUUAAAUUCCACUCACUCAUUCCAAAACAUUACUAUUAUUUCCAGUCAGGAGACGCAUUGUGGACAAAUUAAAAGAUUACUUUAAACCUAAAUUUAUCAGAGGUAUGAAUAACUUUGGGCCUUACUGUGUGUUCUACAGUUACAUGUAGUGAUGUAUCAUCAUGAGGAAAAACCAGAGGUUUGGAUAACAUUAGCUCCUGUGGUUCCCUCCUUUUGAUGCUGUGACUCAGAGCCUCCUCACCGCUUCCUCAAAUGACAUGGAUGAUGUGAUUGUUCAGCUCUGUUCUGUUCUGAGUGGCAGCCAUGCUGACCACCAGACACUCGGCUCUUCCAUUAGCAGCUCUUGUCAGGGUGAGUGGUGGAAGUAAUCCCCCCUCAGCCUGUUUCAGUUCUGCUGCUCUGUGAUGGAGAAAAUCACAUCACAAGUCAGCUGGCACUUUAAAAUAAGACUGUCUGACCUCUCCAUACUGUUGUGUAAACACUGAAUAAACACAAUAAAGGAUUCAUUAUCAUAAAUGACUGCAUUCAAACAUUUUCUUUUCCCUUGAUUUGUGCUCCACCCUCAUGCGGAACUCUUCCAUCAUACUGACCCCCUGGGUGGACGUACAAAAGUCUUUAAGUUUAAGAACGAAUGUUUACACUGAAAAACAAACAAAAAAAUUAUGAAUAUUUAUUCAGAGAGAACAACAUAAUAUCAAGUUAGAACUAUUACUAAAACUCACAUUUAGCGGCAGCCCCAUUUUGCUAAACCACACAACCC
This is a messenger RNA of Xiphophorus hellerii (green swordtail), 2904 nucleotides long. RefSeq names its product bolA-like protein 2. The coding region runs from base 130 to 438 and encodes 102 amino acids. Gene Ontology annotation, biological process: intracellular iron ion homeostasis; protein maturation. Gene Ontology annotation, molecular function: 2 iron, 2 sulfur cluster binding. The transcript has 5 exons. Gene Ontology annotation, cellular component: nucleus; cytosol. Lineage: Eukaryota; Metazoa; Chordata; Actinopteri; Cyprinodontiformes; Poeciliidae. The record is from RefSeq and is a predicted model, not a curated record.